AUGGCUCGUUACAGGGAUAUUUUUAAUGCCAUCGAAUACGCUACGAAUGAGAGCUGUCCAAAUCGCCUGCUUGCAUUCGCCAAAGUUCGUAGUGUUGCACUUGGUGGAGCUGCUGCAGCCCACUCAACCGCCAGGCAAAUUAUUAAUCGCUUUUGCAACUUUGGAAACUUUACUGAAAGUGCUCCCUAUGAUCUACAAGAUGUCGUCUCCGAAAUAAGCACCGAAAAUAAGAUGCUUCAUGCCGAGUUGCAGGCCAUUUUUCAAAUGGUAAAUGAAGAACAAUCUAGUAAUUCCAGAAAAGAUGUUGAAACCAGAACAGAACUUUCUGAAGCCAGCAAACGAACGCUGGAAAUAAGGCAGGCUGUGUAUGCUUCGCAGGCCUUUUGGAAUGAUAUAAUCGAGCACCUGGAGACGAAGCCAGAGGACCUUGACGAGAUCAACUUGAACAUUCAGCGCAUCUUUGAGAGUAUGGAGCAGUCCAUUACUUGCUGCAUCAAAGCUUUGAAGGCUGACCCAGCGUUAAAACGGGUUGACCUACACAUACUCCACACGACGGAUCUCAUGCCCCAAGACGCGUACAUUUUCAGCAUAUGGAACCAUGCAGAGGAUAAAGCCGAAAACGAGGGCGGAGGUAGCCUCGAUGGGUUUCACAAGGAAGAGAAGCCUUUGAAUACCGAUGGAACCGGUCCAGAGUUGGAGACAGACGGGAGUGUAAAAAGCAGUGGAUUUUGGAGCUGCGCUUUAUGCAAUCUGCGAUUUGAUGACAGAAAUCGCCUACUAAACCACAUUGAGGCUCCCGAUCACCAACGUCAGCUCGAGAAUCGACUGUUUAAUAAGACCAAAUCCCCUCCCAACCCGUCACUUAAGCCAGCGAAGGAGAAGGAAUACCAGACACCGAAGUCGAACAGCACCCUGGAAAGGAAGGAAAGGGCAAUAUUCAAUCCACACAUUGAGGUCCGUCCAAAAUCACCAAUUGUGGUGAGUUCCAUUGAUAUAAAGUCAGAGGGUAUUUUGGGCUAUAAAACACCGCUUCAUUCUCAUAAAAUACUGCCAUUAAUUCACAGAAUGGAAGCAAAAUUCUCGGAGCCCUACGUCCCUCUGAAUCUGGAUAAAUCGCCCACCACUCCACCGACAACUGCUACAGGAAUUAGAACUCAGUGUACGCUACGCCAGGUUGGCGACCUACCACUCUCACCAAGCCAAAAGCAAAUCUACACGCCACACGUUUCGGUUACGCAAAUACCUCAAGUAAACAGACUUUACGAUAACGGAUAUAUUCGGACGUCCACCCGGUCCAACAUUAUAACCACAAAGGGAGGAGGGGAUUCAUUUAGACCACUGCAAGUCGGAAAUUUGCCACGGUCGGAGGAGACUAUGCUACAGUCUGAACCACCAAAGCGAAUGGAGGCAUCGGUUCCUAAGAGGUCUGAGGUGAAGGAGCUGGUUUCCAAACAAACGCAAACGGAGACAAGGGAUUCAACGGGGUUACUGUUUACUAGCUCAAGGCCAAUCAACGUCCAAUGCAAUGACUGUCGACUGACGUUUUCGAAUUUGGACAAAUUGCUGUCCCAUCCAUGUCAUAUUGCAAUCCCUUCGACCGGGGUCGAAACGGGUGCUCCACUCCUACCUACUCUCUCAUAUCCACAUCCACCUCCAGUCCAAGUAGUCUCACAGUCGAAAACAAACAACAUCGCUUCAUUUUUCUGCGAGGAUUGUGGCUUGGAUUUCGAUGAAAAGCACCUCUUCGAGGCGCAUCUCCGCACUCCACGUCACAAAUUUUCAGCUGGGCACCGAGAAGCGGCCAAUCAAAACACGUCGGUCGCUUCUCGAAAACUCUCACAGGAACAAAUUGAAAAGGCAUCAUCUUUAACUUUUGGCCAUGCCUCUUAUUCAACUCCAAAGUUGUCCCAUGAAAAUGCUAACAAUACCAAUCGGGUUGGAUAUCCUCUCGGACAGACGUACCCAUCUCAAAAUCCUUUGAUUCGUGUAAAAGCCGUGGAGACGAUUGGCGCUCAUUUGUACGGGUCGGUGGAGCGCUCAAUGUCACGCCCAAUGGGAAGCACUGCUCGACAGAUUCCUGAAUAUUCUGUCCAAAGUGGAGUUACCGAAAAGCCGCAGGAGAGUAAUAUCACCCUGCAGAGUGAAACCUUGCAAGGGAUGAAUUCGCUGAUUCAAAAGCACAAUAUCACGACUCGCGGUGACCUAUUCUUUUGCAAUGCCUGCUUCGUAUUUCUCCACUAUGAGGAGAUAAUUGAACACAUUGCUUGUGUCGAUCAUAGUCAAGAAGUAAACGAAAGCACAAAACCGGCCGUUCGAAUGCCGUCUCUACCACCGCUUUACUCUACGAAUCCCACCCUUCCAGAUGCCAACUACAUUGCCGUUUACGUUCCAGCCGAGCAAGCGAUUGAAGGUGAAAGUGGAAGGCGGCCAAUAUUCACUCAAUACGUUUCCCUCGGCUCUCCCAAAUUCCCCACCUUCAACGCACCUGUCGGGGAGAAGGGAGGCUCGCCGGAGGGCAACGCAGUGGGUAGGCGCCCCUUGUGA
Molecule: messenger RNA, 2544 nt
Organism: Echinococcus granulosus
Lineage: Eukaryota; Metazoa; Platyhelminthes; Cestoda; Cyclophyllidea; Taeniidae
Exons: 24
Coding region: 1-2544 (847 amino acids)
Source: RefSeq, a predicted model, not a curated record